This is a messenger RNA of Monopterus albus (swamp eel), 3461 nucleotides long. RefSeq names its product monocarboxylate transporter 9. Gene Ontology annotation, molecular function: monocarboxylic acid transmembrane transporter activity. Lineage: Eukaryota; Metazoa; Chordata; Actinopteri; Synbranchiformes; Synbranchidae. The transcript has 6 exons. The record is from RefSeq and is a predicted model, not a curated record. The coding region runs from base 734 to 2236 and encodes 500 amino acids. Gene Ontology annotation, biological process: transmembrane transport; monocarboxylic acid transport.
GCAAACAAGCAAAAUGCAGCACCAGCAUUGAUUCUGGCAUUGGUCAAUAGUGUUAAAAGUGUAUCACUGCUGUUCCAUAAUCCACACCACACUCUCCAAUACAAUUAAUUGUUCUUUGCUUGUUCCUUGUUUCUUAACUUUUCAGGCAGCAGGGGAUUAUGGAGUCUAAAUCUUUAGAUCCUUCCUGGCAGCAGACCUCAGCUCUGGGAAAAAGCUUCUGGGAAAAGGUUCCUGAAGAAUUUGACUUCUGGACUCCUGUCUUCAUCCCUCAUUUUUCUUACUCUGAUCUCUGUGCUUUAAAGCAAUUUAAAGCACCUUCUCUGGCUUCUGUUAUCUUUUAUUGAUGUGAAGGCUGAUUAAGCUUUCAUUCACAAGUAUUACUGUAAUCGGUGCUCUUGGGUCGGGGGCUGAACUACUCCAGGCAGUUGCCCGCUGGUGCGGUGUUGUUGUAAUGGCCAUCCAUUAACCGGUUCAGACUAGACUGAUGGCAAUAUAAAUGCUCCUUUAGAGAGAAGUAGCAAAUUUACCCAGCUUGACCAGAAGUAGCGCAUAUUAGAUGAGUUAACAAAGUGGGUUUAUUUUUUGAGGGGUUAUAUUACAUUGACUUUUUCAAUUCCUUUGUGAAGUGCUAUAAAGAACCUGAUUUGUGUGGUACAGCCAGGAAACCUUGUCAGGAACCCAACCUCUGUCAAAGCUGUAGCAGAUCCCAGGUGGCAGCAGUAACCUCAUCACCAUGGCAGCAUCUACUACAGUGCUGGAUGGAGGCUGGGGAUGGGCAAUUGUUGUGGCUUCCUUCAUGGCCCAGCUCCUGUCCUAUGGAUCACCCCAGUCGGUGGGUGUCCUGUAUCCUGAGUGGCUGCAUGCUUUCCAGGAAGGCAAGGGCAUGACAGCCUGGGUGGGCUCCCUUGUGGCUGGAGUGGGACUAAUAGCCAGUCCUGUCUGUAGUGCCUGCGUUGACAACUUUGGGGCUCGUCCUGUGACCUUUUUCAGUGGAAUAAUGGUGGCAGGCGGCCUGAUGCUCAGUGCCUUUGCUCCGAAUGUCCAGUUCCUCAUCUUUUCCUAUGGGAUUGUGGUUGGCCUGGGUUGUGGACUAGUCUACGCAGCCACGUUGACAAUCACCUGCCAGUAUUUUGACAAGAGGCGCGGUCUUGCUCUCGGCAUUGUUACCACAGGCACCAGUGUUGGAGCAUUCAUCUAUGCCACUGCUCAGAAUGAGUUGAUUGUGCUCUAUGGCCUGGAUGGUUGCCUGCUGAUCAUUGGUGCUGUAGCACUAAACCUCAUGGCCUGCGCCGGCUUCAUGAGGCCCCUUAACAUGCCGGGGUACUACCUCAAACAGAAGGCCGCCCUGGAACGCAACACUGGAGAGCAGCUUUUGGAGAAGCCUGCACUGAAUGGCCUGAAGAUCACUACAGGUUCCACUGCAUCCACUCCAGAGAAAACAGUGAAGGAGUUGCUCAUCACUACUGAUGCCAAGGACUUGGCCAAUCAGACAGAGAAGAAUAAAGGUAGCUUCCUGGCUGGGCUGGCCAUCAUAAAAAUCAUAAAGAAGAAACAGCAGGCAUACACCAAGUACAUUCACUCCAUGUAUGAGAUCUUGCAGGACCAAGCCAUGGUGGCUUUCUGUAUUGCUAUCUUCCUGUUCAGCCUGGGGGCAUUCCCUCCAGUGCUCUUUAUAGAGGAUGUGGCACAGAGUGAAGGACUUGUGGAAGAAGUUAGUGUCAUUCCUCUGGUAUCAAUAGGGGCCAUUGCCACUUGUGUGGGUAAGCUAGUGCUGGGUAUCCUGGUGGACAUCAGGUGGAUGAACAGCAUCUAUCUGUAUGCCUUUACCAUGUUUGCAGGAGGUGUGGCACUGUUCUUUAUUCCUAUCACCAAGAGUUAUGUGGGGCUCCAGAUCCUGUCUGCCAUCCUGGGUUUCUUCUCUGGAAACUGGUCACUUACCUCUUACAUUACCACAAAGAUUGUCGGUUUGGACAGACUGACACAAGCCCAUGGCAUCCUCAUGUUCUUCGGGGGAUUUGGGAUCAUGCUUGGACCCCCUGUUGUUGGGUGGUUCUUUGACUGGACACAGUCAUAUGAUAUGGCCUUCUACUUUAGCGGGGGCUGUGUGGUGCUCGGAGCUUUUCUUCUUUUUCUGCUCACAUUUCCCUGCUUGAGCAGGAAGCAUCCAGAGAUUGACAGACCAGAUGUGCAUUACACCAGCAACUGUGACAAAGUUGCUUCUGUAGCCUGUAUAUGAGCAACCUUUAUAAGGACCAAAAUCUCACUCCUACUGGCCAGCAACUGUCUGCUGACAAACUGUACCAGAAGCACCUCUAGCAAGAAUUAGUUUCUUUGAAUACACAGGGGUUUCCCCUUACUUCUGCUGCCAAGUUUUAAUAUACCAAAACAGUUGUCAGAGGUUUUGACAUGCAGGCCUUUCUGUACUUUGCCUGUGUUUCUCAGCUUCACCUCAUAUAUGUCAACUUUUUUUAAAAAGUUUGGGUCAGAUACCUUUUUCUGCCUCAUUUUAUGAGGUGAACUGAACAAUAUUGUUCAACUCCCAAAUUCUACCUUGUGUUUAUGCGGGUUUCGUUUCACUUAUAGCUCUGAAAAAAGAUAUGGUGCCAUUCAUAACACUGGGAAGAAAAUAUCAGUAAAAUGAUGGGUGAUAAUUUAACUCAAUAACAUUUGAAACCACUCUGCAUAGAAAAUGUCCCAGGAAUCUUAAUGGAACAGACAGUACAGAGAUUGGAAUGAAAGCGUGAGCCUUUUUUAAAUUAUAUUAAUUAUAGCAAUACAUUCUUAUUUUGUAUUUUUGGUUUUAAAAUAUACCUUAUACAGACAUGAAUAAGGUGUGCUGUAAAAACAUGAAGAGAUCCUACUGUAGUUCCAAUCUAGACAGCAUGUGGAGUGUCUUUGUGGCAUGAUUAUCAUGACUUCCACUGGUAUUUAUUUUGACCAGGCUGGUCCCUUUCCAUGUUGUGAAUCAGUAUGUUUUAUGUGUAUGUUCUAUGUGCACAUCUGCACAACAUGUUCACAUACAUGCACAGGGUUGUGAGUGUGCAUUGAUAAAAUUUUGUAUUAUUUCUUGUUUGUAAUGGCCUAUAUACUAGUGACUUUAUACACACAAAAUUGGUCAUGGAGCUGUAAAACAGUGUUUUUGUUUUAAUUUGGAAGUUGAUUAUUGUGAUUGUAAUUGUAAUGAAUACAUUGUAAUAUGCUGAACAACGUUAUGUAUAUUAUAACAAAUGUCUUUUUGUCAUUUCCAAUUCCAUUUAUAAGGUUAAAUCUGGGAUGUUAAUGUUUGCUUUUGUGUUUGUAGAGGACAUUUACAGGCUGCAGAUUAGGUACAAUUAGUACUGACCUGGAAGCAGCUGGCUGUCCAUUUUUAGCUAAUCUAAUUUUUUAUUCUAGUAUCAUAUUUAUGUUCAUAUUUCUGUUAUAUGUUAUUUAAAAAUGUGCCAAUAAAAUGUUUGGAUUAA